This is a messenger RNA of Lynx canadensis (Canada lynx), 1221 nucleotides long. It is a transcript of the gene CCDC33, whose product is annotated as coiled-coil domain containing 33. The record is from RefSeq and is a predicted model, not a curated record. Gene Ontology annotation, cellular component: peroxisome. The transcript is spliced from 10 exons. Bases 9 to 1130 code for a protein of 373 amino acids. Lineage: Eukaryota; Metazoa; Chordata; Mammalia; Carnivora; Felidae.
CCAGAAAGAUGGGGGAGCCAGAGUCCCCAUCCGCUCCAGCCCCCAAAGCUGCCCCAGGCCUCCCGGAUAGCCGUGCGGUGAACAACUACCGGCGGGCCAUGCAGAAGAUGGCAGAGGACAUCCUGUCGCUGCGGAAGCAGAUCAGCAUCCUGGAGGCAGAGAACCACACGCUGAGGAGCCAGCUAACCCAGGGGGAGGUGGAAGAGGAGCAGAACGACACCAACAAGAGCCAGAAUCUGGUGUCCAUGAAGCAGAAACUGCUGCUGAGUGAGCUGGACAUGAAGAAGCUGUGGGACAAAGUGCAGCAUUUGCAGAAUGAGCUGAUUCGAAAGAAUGAUCGAGAGAAGGAGCUACUCCUCCUGCACCAGGCUCAGCAGCCGCAGGCCGCGCUGCUGAAGCGGUACCAGGACAAGCUGCGGAAGACGAAACUGCUGGAGGAGACUGUGCGGCACCAGGAGAAGGUGAUCGAGAAGAUGGAGCGGGUGCUGGAGGACAAGCUGCGGGACAGGAAGGAGCCCCUGCUCACCAGGCUGCAGGGAAAGCCCAGCGUGGCCUUCCCUGUGCUCUCAGCCUCUGGCCUUCCCCCGGGGCCCGCAAGAGAGAACCUGCCCGUCGACCUGUACUCCGCGCUGCUGGCAGAAAACUCCAGGCUGCGGGCAGAGCUGGAUAAGAACCGCCACCAGUCGGCCCCCAUCAUCCUGCAGCAGCAGGCCCUGCCGGUGGACCCCGGGGAGUUGGGAGCAGGAGGAGACCUGGCAGAGAGACUGCAGGAGACAGAUGGCCCAGGCCACUCCAAGGGCACAGAGACCCUGCCCGUACAGGAUCUCCUUGGCAAUACUUCAGACAAGUUCAACCUUCUGGCCAAGCUGGAACGAGCUCAGAGCCGGAUCCUAUCCCUGGAAAGCCAGUUAGAGGACUCGGCUCGACGCUGGGGACGAGAGAAGCAGGACUUGGCCACAAGGCUACAGGAGCAAGAGUACGGCUUGGCGCAACCCUCAAACUCCAUCAUCACUGACCUGCCUCACUACUCGGCCCUCUCCAAGGACAGCAGGCGACCCUCAAAGCUGGACCCCUUGACGCCCAGCUCAGAGACAAAGCUCAACAAGCCCUCGAACUCCCAGAAGACCUGAGUCUUAGCAGACCUGAGUGCCGGAGCAGACCUCCCUCUCUGUGUGCUGGGGAGUCUCAUUCCACCCCCCAAAUGACUCCAUUAAAUGCUGU